AUGACCGACCCAGUGCGCCGUGACCCGACGGAGUUUCUUCGCGUCCUCCGUCGCAUGUCAAGAACGACGUCGUGGCAAAAGACACUGUUGUUUGCGUCAAAGGGGCGUAUGGUUGGCUACCGGUUGACACGCGAGCAUUACAACACCAUCCUCUAUUCUCAGUCUCUGUGGGGACGGGCACUGGAAAUUGUGCGGGUGAUUCGCGCAAUGCAGGAGGAUCGAGUUCAGCCCAAUGGUGCGACGUAUUAUUACAUUGUGAACGGCAUGGCGAAUGCGGACCAUGGUUGGAAUUAUGAUUUCAAAAUCAAUCAUCGAUUAGAAAAGAUACAACACUGGCGCGUUGCCCUGGAGGCAUUGAAUGCGUGUGAGGAGAAUGGCUUUGACUCCACAGACACCAUGCAUAAUUCGGCGCUUAUUACAAUGGUGAUACCUGGGUUUAAUAAAUGGAAAGAAGCGAGUCGUUUACUUGAAAAAAUAUUGCGUGAGGAUCGGCGCAUGCACCCGACAAUGGUGAAAUUUUACCAUGACUGUCUUAUUCGCAAUAUGCGACCACGCGAGGCGAGUCAUCUCAUCCGCCUAGCCGCAGAGCAGGGAGUACAGGGCUACGAGGACAAGUGGGAGGCAGAUGUUUACAAGGGGCGACCGCAUGACAGUGAAUUUAAGGAAACAUCGUCCGUUGAGAAACGGGCCCAAGACGUUGCCUACACCUUUGCAGCGCUGCAACUGCGUGGGGAUCAAAAGCUUCCAGCGGAGGAACUGCAGGCAUUGCUGGAAGAGGAGACUGUACGCAACAUUGCAGCAGAGCGUUCUGUGCCAGUCCCGUACUCUGCCGGUUUACAUCCAACGGAAAUGAACAGUGUUUUCCGCCCCCGUGUGUACCGGCAGUUGUGGUACAAGUGGCAGCAUAUAGCCAACCGAUACCGUCCUACAAUGGCGUUGAAACGCCGUCAGUUGGCUCCGAGGGACUCUCCAACUGGAAUUCCAGGCUUCAACCGCAUCUAA
This is a messenger RNA of Trypanosoma rangeli, 1002 nucleotides long. RefSeq lists its product as uncharacterized. Gene Ontology annotation, molecular function: protein binding. The coding region runs from base 1 to 1002 and encodes 333 amino acids. The transcript has a single exon. The record is from RefSeq and is a predicted model, not a curated record. NCBI's taxonomy places the organism in Eukaryota, Euglenozoa, Kinetoplastea, Trypanosomatida, Trypanosomatidae.